AUGGGAAACUCUUUAAGAUGCAUAUCGCAAGAACAAGAUCCGAACCAAAAGAAACCAAGCACCGUCGUCAACGGUACUAGCUCCGAGAAACAUGUCCGGAGACUGUCCCUGAUACCAUCUUUCCGACGCCGGACAUUACUACCGUCUCUCUCUUGCUCCGGUUCCUCCACGUCAGGUUCAUCAACGUCCAAGAAAGGAGGGAUCAAGACAAAGAAGAAGAUCAGAGAAAGACACCACCAAGAGCAUCACCAUCAUGACCAUCACGAGAAAGACUCUCUUAUCCAAGAACAAACCUUAGCCGCCACCAAUAUACUCUUCAGCCAAACGCCUCGUAACAGCAACUCUGCUCCUCCUUUCCGACGCUCCACCUCCGUCGUUUACACUCAGCCACCUCCUGCCGCCGUAGCCGCAUCAGUUGGUUCUGUUUCCGGCGUCUUGACUCCUAAAAAAUCCACUUGUGCAUUCGUUAGAAGCUCAAGUAAUAGGCAGAGAUCAAGCACCGAUCCUGUUCUUAAACCAAAUCAGCUUCUAGACAAGGAGCUAAAGGUGGAAGGAGCAGAGACAAAACGAUUCGUGCUGGUUCAUGGAGGAGGAUUUGGAGCAUGGUGUUGGUACAAAACCAUAACGCUCUUAGAGAAACAUGGCUUCCAAGUCGACGCCGUUGACUUGGCCGGUUCUGGCGUUAGCUCUUUUGACACAAACAACAUCACCAGCCUUGCUCAGUACGUCAAGCCCCUCCUCCACUUCUUCGACACCCUCAAACCCACCGAGAAGGUGAUAUUAGUGGGACAUGAUUUUGGAGGGGCUUGUAUGUCUUAUGCUAUGGAGAUGUAUCCUUCUAAGAUCUCUAAGGCUGUUUUCAUCUCUGCUGCUAUGUUGGCUAAUGCACAAAGCACUCUCGAUCUCUUUAAUCAACAGUCAUCCGACUCAAAUAAUGAUCUGGCUGAACAAGUCCAUAUAUUCUUGUACGCCAACGGCAAAAAGAAUCCUCCAACAGCCGUUGAUUUCGACAGAUCAUUGCUACGAGACUUUUUCUUUAAUCAGAGCCCUCCAAAGGACGUUGCAUUAGCGUCGGUAUCCAUGAGACCAAUCCCGUUCGCACCGGUGGUCGAAAAGCUUCACGUGUCGGAGAAAAACUACGGUUCAAUCCGACGGUUUUACAUCAAAACCAUGGAGGAUGAUUUCGCUGUACCGGUUUCUCUCCAAGAAGCAAUGAUCAAAUCAAACCCUCCUGAACAAGUUUUUCACCUCAAAGGCUCUGAUCAUGCACCUUUCUUCUCUCGUCCACAGUCUUUGAACCGGAUACUCGUCGAGAUUUCUCAGUUACCUUCCAAGAAAUCUUCCUAAAAUCUUUGUUACCGGUUUAUGUAAAACCGUACCGGACAUAGGAUCCUGUAAACUUGUUAAAGUUAGAAAUUGUCGGAUUUGUUUUUGUUUUGGAGAGAUAUGAACAAAGAUUCAUUUGGGAAUGGGUUCUUUUUUUUUUUCCAUUAUUUGUAACUUUUUAUCAUCAAACAGUA
Capsella rubella is the source of this 1520-nucleotide messenger RNA. Its product is annotated as putative methylesterase 15, chloroplastic. The transcript is spliced from 5 exons. The record is from RefSeq and is a predicted model, not a curated record. Gene Ontology annotation, molecular function: methyl indole-3-acetate esterase activity; methyl jasmonate esterase activity. Bases 1 to 1347 code for a protein of 448 amino acids. Lineage: Eukaryota; Viridiplantae; Streptophyta; Magnoliopsida; Brassicales; Brassicaceae.